Pseudomyrmex gracilis is the source of this 2550-nucleotide messenger RNA. RefSeq lists its product as uncharacterized. Lineage: Eukaryota; Metazoa; Arthropoda; Insecta; Hymenoptera; Formicidae. The record is from RefSeq and is a predicted model, not a curated record. The transcript is spliced from 3 exons. Gene Ontology annotation, cellular component: nucleus. Gene Ontology annotation, molecular function: DNA binding. The coding region runs from base 395 to 2005 and encodes 536 amino acids.
CAUUUAUAAACAUAUAAAGUAUAGUAAAUAUUUUUUAAAAAUUUAUACUAUGAUUUUGUCAGAUAAACCGGCUUUUCUUGUCCAAAACCUUAAGGAAAAGUCACCGUUUAUAAGUAUAUAAUAUUUAAUAUUGAAUGAUGUACAAUAGUUAAAAUGUACUUUACGUAAGAAAAGGGUUUGAUUUUGCGAAAAAAUGCAAUUUAAGACACUUUAAAGCAUUUUAUUAGCAAUAAAUGGUGUUUUCACAAACAAGGACAAGAUUUCGUGGCUUGUCCCUAUUUAUGUACUUCAGCCGGCUGUCAAACGUAACCUUUUGUUUCUAGCAGUGUGAAAGCAGUGUGAAAUGAUGAAGUGAUGCAGUUCAUAUUGAUAUAUUACAGAAAAAAGAUUUAUAAUGAGCGGAGAGAUAAAGAAGAAAGUACGUAAGACGUACAGUGCAGAGGUUAUAAACAAAGCACUAGAAUUAAUAAGAAAUGGUGCAUCUAUUAACUCCGUUAGCAAAGCAUACAAUAUUCCGCGUUCAUCUUUGCAUAGCAAAGUAAUUCAGAAAUAUAAAUCUACUAAACCCGGUCCUGCUACAGUUUUUAAUGAAGAAGAGGAAAACGCUUUAGUGCAAUGGAUUUUACGCAUGUGUUCACGAGGAUGUCCAAUAACAAAAGAGCAUCUUAUUAACAGUAUCGCCAUAAUUCUAAAAAAAUCAAAGAAGCUACAUCCUUUUACUGACAAUCGUCCUGGUCGGCACUGGUAUGAAGGAUUCCUUCGUCGACAUCCUCAAUUAAAAACAAGAAUGUCUGAGAGUGUUACAUUUUCAAGAGCUUUAGUAAGUGAAAAAAAUAUUAGACAGUGGUUCAAAGAUAUUGCAAAUUUUUUAAAAGAAAAAAAGCUUGAAAAUAUAGAUUCUAGAAGAGUUUUCAAUGCAGAUGAGACUGCUUUGCUCUUAAACCCAAAGAGCGGAACUGUUCUUGCUGAAAAAGGGACAAAAAACGUGUACAACAUUAUUGGAAAUAAUGAUAAAGAAAAUGUUACGGUUUUAGUAACUGCUAAUGCUGCUGGAGAAUUAGCUCCAACAAUGAUAUUAUUUAAACUUGCACGAGUGUCGCCAACAAUAUAUUCCUCAUUANCAACAGAUUUCCAUAUUGGAAGAUCUGAAAAAGGCUGGAUGACAGCAGAGCUUUUUUAUGAAUACAUAGCUAAUAAAUUUUACCCCUGGAUUCUUAAAACUAAAAUCCAAUUACCUGUAGUGUUGUUCUUAGAUGGACAUGUGUCACAUUUGACACAACCUCUAUCCCAGUUCUGUUACAAACACGAAAUAAUAUUGAUCAUUUUUCCUGCACAUGCAACACACUUUCUACAGCCAUUAGAUGUAAGCUUGUUUGCUCCUUUAAAAGCUCAUUGGAGAAAACAUGUAAAUUCAUACAGGAUCGAAAAUGAAGUUUUAAGCGUGAAGAAAGAGAACUUUGCUCCUACAUUAAAAACAGUCUUUGAUGGCAUGAAUCUUCCUAAAAUUUUAGGAAAUGGCUUCAAAACUUGUGGACUACAUCCCUUUACACCUGAAGCACUAGAUUAUUCGAAAAUCUUUUUGAAAGAAAACAGACAACAACAAAGUGUAGAAAUCACUUCACAUGAUACAUCAUUUGUGCAGACUUUUGAAAAGUAUAUACCACCAACAACAUUACAAAAAUUUAAAGACAACAGUACAGAUUUCUGGACAGGCUCGAUUGAAGACAACAACCUUUUCUACGUAUGGAAAAGAAUAAUAAAUGAUUCACAUUUUAAAAAUCAAAUUGGACAUAGCUCUCAGAUUGAGCUAAAUGAUACAUCUACUGGAUUGCCUUCUCAGCAAAUAUCUUUUGAACCUGAUUUUAAUGCCAUAAGUGGAGCAGAUAGAGAGACAUGUAAUAAGGAAAAUGUGCANCCUCUAGGAAAAACUGUCGAAAAUAUUUCGAAAAAUGUACAACCUAUAGAAGAAAUUGUUGAAAAUAUUUCAAAUGCAGAAGUAAAUUGAGAUCAAUUCUAUUAAAUGUUUGAAUUAAAAGUCGCUGUUUUUGUGUGUUUUGAACAUGUAUUUCACUAAAAAAAUGUGUGAAUACAUCAAUCAAAGUAUUUGAUUUUCGGAAGCUAUGACUUUUUGUCACUUUUUUAGCAGAAGAAUUCUGCUAUGAAAGAACAAUCUAACUUUUGAGCCAAUCUAUCUAGAUGUCAACAGCGGCUUUCAAUACAAAUAUCUAAUUUUUCAAAUAUCUAUUUUUAUUUAACUUUAAUUUAAAUGUAAGUUUUACUUAAUUUCAAAUAAUUAUGCUGUAAGAUUUUUUAAAAGAUUUCUGCCAAUAUUUUCAAGCAGAAAAAUUUACAUAUAUCUAAUAUCUAAUUUUUCAAAUAUCUAUUUUUAUUUAAAUUUAAUUUAAAUGUAAGGUUUACUUAAUCUCAAAUAAUCAUGCUGUAAGAUUUUUUUAAAAAUUUCUACCAACAUUUCCAAGCAGAAAAAUUUACAGAAACAAGUAGGUAUAUGCCCUUACGAAAAAGAACUACUGGCAGUAAUAUAUUGCGGCA